Molecule: messenger RNA, 4401 nt
Organism: Salarias fasciatus (jewelled blenny)
Lineage: Eukaryota; Metazoa; Chordata; Actinopteri; Blenniiformes; Blenniidae
Gene: tecpr1a
Product: tectonin beta-propeller repeat containing 1a
Exons: 24
Coding region: 147-3770 (1207 amino acids)
Cellular component (GO): membrane
Source: RefSeq, a predicted model, not a curated record
CGACAAUAUUGUGAGAAAAAAAUGAGCAUCCAGCGCUCCUGUCGCGGAUUCGAGCGCUCCUCAUUCAUUUCCAGCCGCUGAAUGACCCGUGGCUCCGUCCCAGGCCGCCGGCAGACCCUUUAUGAGAGCAGACCGCAGGACCAGCCAUGCCAGCGUCCCUGCUGUGGGCCGUGGACGUGUACGGGCGCGUCUACAGCCUGUCCACCGCGGGGCAGCAGUGGGAGCAAUGCCGCGACGCCCAGAUGGAGUUCAAGCGGGUGACGGCGGCCCAGCAGUGCUGCUGGGGCAUCGCCUGCGACAACCGCAUCUACCUGAACGUCUACGCCUCCGACCUGCCCAUCCGCUACCAGGAGGAAACCUAUGAGAACCAACGCUGGAAUCCCGUCGACGGUUUCUCGGACCGCUUGCUCCCGAGCGACCGCUGGCAGUGGAGCGACGUCACCGGCCUGCAGCACCAGCCUCUGGACGGCUUCCAGCUGCCCUCCGACAGCUGGGAGUGGGAGGGCGACUGGUACGCCGACGAGAACUUUGAGGGGGAGCCCACGGAGAAGGAGGGAUGGACCUACGCCAUCGACUUCCCCGCCACCUACACCAAAGACAAGAAGUGGAACUCCUGCGUCCGCCGCAGGCGAUGGCUCCGCUACAGGAGGUACAAGGCCAUGGACAGCUGGGCGAAGAUCCCCUCGCAGGAGACGGCUCUGCCGGAUCCCUUCAGCGACAUCAGCUGUGGCGGCUGGGAGAUCAGCGAGGAGCCCCGGGGCCGGCUGUCGCUGUGGGCCGUGACCCUGCAGGGCAAGGUGUGGUUCAGAGAUGGAAUCUACCACAGCAGCCCCGAGGGCUCCUCCUGGGACGACGUCUCCGUCCCCGGAGAGGUGAUCCAGAUCAGCUGCGGACCGGGAGACCUGGUCUGGGCGGUGCUGUGGGAGGGGCAGCUGAUUGUCAGAGAGGGCAUCGGUCGAGAUUGCCCCAAAGGGACGUCGUGGGCCGUGGUGGAGUCUCCCAGCCCCGAUGUGGGAGCCAUUCAUGUCGCGGUGGGAGUCAGUGUGGUGUGGGCCGUAACGAAGGACAACAAAGUGUGGUUCCGACGUGGCGUGAACUCCCACAACCCCCGCGGCUCCGGCUGGAUCAGCAUGGUGGGAGAGAUGAUCACCAUCGACGUGGGACUGAACGACCAGGUGUGGGCCGUCGGCUGCGAGGACCGAGCCGUUUACUUCAGGCAGGGGGUGACGUCCAGCGAGCUGAGCGGAAAGACCUGGAAGGCCAUCAGUGUCCCUCGAGACGGAGACCGGUCCCACUCCAGCGCGAGCGCCGCCAGCCUGCAGAGUGCCGGGUGCUUCUUCAGCGGCGAGGUGUGUGCUCCGUCAGGGGCGAGCGACGUGGAGUCGGACGCGGAGAGAGGAUCGGUGGACGGAGCCGGCUGCCCCGCCGCCGCCGCCUCCCCCGGGUUGAGUGUGGAGGCGACGGCGGACCAGACGUCGGAGCCGCCCAGACCCAGAAUCCCCAAAGUGACCAGCGACAGCUUCAUCUCCGAGCUGGUGUCAGACCGGGAGCAGAGGAAACCCUCGCGAGACGCCGGGGCCGUCGCUCCGGCCGUCCUGGAAGUCCCCGGAGAAGGAGAGGACAGCGUCCCCCCCGCCGGCGCCGCUCUGUCCCCGAGCCAGAGCGGCGGUCCCGCCGGGCCCCAGUGGAGCAACGUGGAUCUGGAGGAGGCCCAGACCCAGCAGGGGUCUACGGCCGGCGCCGUCCCGGACUCGGCCGACACCAGCAGCCUGUCGUCAGUGGCCACCUACACCCUCGCCGUGGAGGAUCCGUACGGCGCCGACGAGCACCCGGUGUGGGCGUGGGUGAGCGGCGGAGGCUGCUGCGUGGACAGCCACUCGGCGCUCAGCUGGUUCAGCUCCGCCGGCGCUUCCUCCCUGGUCCAGUCCAUCCAGUCCAUGAGUCUGUCGGUCAGCCCCGCCCAGACGGCGGCCUGGAGGAGGCAGAUCUUCGAGCAGCUCAGCGAACGGACCAAGAGAGAGAUGGACAACUUCAGACAUUAUGAGCAAGCCAUAGAGCAGUCGGUGUGGGUGAAGAAGGGAACCAUGCAGUGGUGGAGGGACUGGAAGCCCCACAAGUGGAUCGACGUUCACUUCGCUCUGGAGCAGUUCUCGGGUCCAGACGGCAACAAGGACGGGAUCCUCUUCAUCUACUACAAUCAGCACGAGGAGAAGAAGUACCUGCACGCCUUCGUCAACGAAGUGACCAUCCUGGUCCCCGUGCUCAACGACUCCAAACACACCUUUGCCAUCUACACCGCGGAGCGGACCAGGCAGCGGUGGCCCAUCCGGCUGGCGGCCGCCACCGAGCUGGAGAUGCACGACUGGCUGGCCCUGCUGAGCGUGUCCUGCUGUGACUCCAGAGCCCUCCAGGGCCCCCCCUCCAAACAGGCCAUCUGGUCCAUCACCUGUAAAGGGGACGUCUUCGUCAGCGAGCCGUCGGCCGCCCUGGAGGCCGUGCCGUACCCCACGCCCUGCGAUCAGAUGUUCUGGCGGCAGGUCGGAGGUCACCUGCGCGUCGUGGAGUGUAACAGCGCGGGGAUCGUGUGGGGGAUCGGCUACGACCACACCGCCUGGGCCCACACCGGCGGCUACGGCGGGGGCUUCUUCCAGGGGCUGGCCAGCAGCACCGACAACAUCUUCACCCAGACCGACGUCAAGAGCGUCUACAUCUACGAGAACCAGCGGUGGAACCCGGUGACCGGCUACACCAGCAGAGGCCUGCCGACAGACCGCUACAUGUGGAGCGAUGCGUCAGGACUGCACGAGUGCACCAAGACCAGCACCAAGCCGCCCUCGCCCCAGUGGGCCUGGGUGUCCGACUGGUCCGUCGACUACGGCGUCUCUGGAGGAACCGACAGGGAAGGAUGGCAGUACGCCGCCGAUUUUCCAGCGUCGUAUCACGGCUAUAAAACCAUCAAGGACUUCGUGCGGCGCAGGCGGUGGGCCAGGAAGUGUAAGUUAACCACCACAGGACCGUGGCAGGAAGUCCCGCCCAUCCCCCUGAGCGACGUGACCAUCCUGCCGUGCGCGGCCCCGAGCGGCGUGGACGUGGUCCCGGUGUGGGCGAUCAGCAGCAAGGGGGACGUGCUGUGCCGCCUGGGGGUCACGGCGCUGACGCCCGCCGGAUCCUCCUGGCUCCACGUGGGAACCGACCAGCCCUUCAAGUCCGUGUCCAUCGGGGCUGCCAGCCAGGUCUGGGCCGUCGCCAGGGACGGCUCUGCUUUCUACCGAGGGUCCGUCUCGGCGCAGAGUCCCGCAGGAGACUGCUGGUACCACAUCCCCUCCCCGGCCAAGCAGAAGCUGAAGCAGGUGUCCGUGGGGCGGACGUCGGUGUGCGCCGUGGACGAGAACGGUAACCUGUGGUACCGCCAGGGCGUGACCCCCAGCUACCCUCAGGGAUCCUCCUGGGAGCACAUCUCCAACAACGUGCGCAAAGUUUCCGUAGGACCCCUGGACCAGGUGUGGAUCAUAGCAGACAAGGUGCAGGGCAGCCACAGUCUGAGCUGCGGGACGGUGUGCCAUCGACUCGCCGUCCAGCCCCUGGAGCCCAAAGGACAGUCCUGGGACUACGGCAUCGGGGGCGGGUGGGACCACAUCACGGUGAGGGGGAACGCCAUGGAGCCGGCCCGCCUGCGCCUGCCCUCCCUGACCGGGCCGUCCUCCCUGGUCCCGCCGGGCCCCCCCGCCGUCACAGACCCCGAGGCCAAUGGCGCCGCCGUGGGGUGUUAGACACACACACACACACACACACACUCGUGAAACCCCGUCACCUUGAAGUAGCACAGUGAGAAAUUCUAAACUUAUAUUUUCCUAUCUUUGUGGCAUUUGGACAAUCGUCUCUGUGGACUUGACCGUCUUCAGUCCUCAGACACACCUUUCUUUUUAAGCUCACUCUUCACUUGUUCUACUUGCACUUUAAUGGUCAUAACCUGUUUUUGUUUCUUUAUUUAUUCACCAAGCUCUGAAGUUUCCGUUGAUAUGUAGAGUUGUAGAAUUCCCUGACUGCUGCUCUGAUCUCCAUCCGGGCGCCAAUCGCCGCUGUUGUGGUUAGAAAGGCUUUCGGGGAAGCCGGCGGGGGCUCGGCCGGGCUGGAGGAAACCACUAUGACGGAGUGCGAGCGAGUGAGGCAUGAAACUCCGAGGCCAGCCGCCGUGAAAGCUUCGAUCAGCUGUAACGACUCAGGCGAGCGGCUGACGACUUGAAAAUAUGUUGACGCCGACUUGAGGGGGGCGACGCAGGGACUCGCCCUCUGACCUCUGGGACUGUACUAACACGUGUUUUUAUAAAGAUCAGGUUUUUUUCUAAAGAGAAAAGAACAGCUGUUGUUGUGGUGGAGCAUGUGCAAUGGUUGGUGUUGUAA